UGGCCCCGCCCCGCGGCGCCAUGGCGGUGUCGGAGGCCGCGGGCGGCUCGUCCUGGGCCGCGGGUCGCGCCGGGCCGGCCCCGGGAGCGGCCUCGGGAGCGGCCCCGGGAUCGGGCCCGGCCCCCGCCGCCGCCGCCGGGCCCGGGCCGUGCUGGGCCGCCGUGCUGGCCUGCCUCAGCCUGGCCUGCUCCUACGUGGGCAGCCUCUACGUCUGGGGCAGCCCCCUGCCGCGGGACCACCCGUCCGUCAUCAAGCGGCGUUUCACCAGCGUCCUGGUGGUCUCGGGGCUCUCCCCGGCCUUCGUCUGGCUCUGGAAGGAGCUGACGGGCGUCAAGCCGGACACCCCGCUGCCGGCGCUGCUGGGGCUGCGCCUGGAGGGGCUGGUGCCGGCCACGCUCCUGCCGCUGCUGCUCACCAUGAUCCUCUUCCUGGGGCCCCUCAUCCAGCUCUCCAUGGACUGUCCCUGGCGCUGGCUCGACGGCGUCAGGGUGGCUUUCGACCCCCGUUUCUGGGCGCUGUGCCUGGGCGACGUGCGCUGGCUGCGGAACCAGGUGGUGGCUCCGCUGACGGAGGAGCUGGUUUUCCGCGCCUGCAUGCUGCCCAUGCUGGUGCCCUGCACCGGCCCCGGCCCCGCCGUCCUCGCCUGCCCCCUCUUCUUCGGCGUGGCCCAUUUCCACCACGUCAUCGAGCAGCUCCGGUUCCGGCAGGGCUCCGUCAGUAGCAUCUUCAUGUCGGCAGCUUUCCAGUUCUCCUACACAGCCGUCUUCGGCGCCUACACGGCCUUCAUCUUCCUCAGGACAGGCCACCUGGCGGGCCCGGUGCUGUGUCACUCCUUCUGCAACUCGAUGGGGUUCCCGGCGGUGGGGGCGGCGCUGGAACACCCCCGACGUCGGGCCUUGCUCCCCUGUUACCUGCUGGGGGUCCUGCUCUUCCUCCUCCUCCUGCACCCCCUCACCGAACCCGCCUUCUUCGGGGGGGCUCCUGUCUGCGCCCCUCGUCUGGGGGCCCCCCCCCGCCUGCUCCUGACCCGGGCGCGGGGCGCCCGCCCCGGACCCCCGACUCCUCCCCCCCGACUCCGUUUUUAUAGGUGCCGCCGCACAGAGCUCUAUUUUUGUGAUUAAAGUGCUUUAAACCUU
Aquila chrysaetos chrysaetos is the source of this 1136-nucleotide messenger RNA. RefSeq names its product Ras converting CAAX endopeptidase 1 (gene RCE1). Gene Ontology annotation, molecular function: metalloendopeptidase activity. Gene Ontology annotation, cellular component: endoplasmic reticulum membrane. Gene Ontology annotation, biological process: CAAX-box protein processing. The record is from RefSeq and is a predicted model, not a curated record. NCBI's taxonomy places the organism in Eukaryota, Metazoa, Chordata, Aves, Accipitriformes, Accipitridae. The transcript has 8 exons. The coding region runs from base 21 to 1121 and encodes 366 amino acids.